Erigeron canadensis is the source of this 2427-nucleotide messenger RNA. Its product is annotated as L-type lectin-domain containing receptor kinase IX.1-like. The transcript has 2 exons. The coding region runs from base 1 to 2427 and encodes 808 amino acids. The record is from RefSeq and is a predicted model, not a curated record. Gene Ontology annotation, molecular function: protein kinase activity; carbohydrate binding; oligopeptide transmembrane transporter activity. Lineage: Eukaryota; Viridiplantae; Streptophyta; Magnoliopsida; Asterales; Asteraceae. Gene Ontology annotation, cellular component: plasma membrane. Gene Ontology annotation, biological process: protein phosphorylation.
AUGGUUCCAUUUGUUGCUGUUACUGAAACUCGUAUCUUCUACAAGGCGUUUCAUAAACAAACGUGGCUUCCUCUACUAAACCUUCCGGUUAUUUUAGGAGCAACGGCAGUGAAUUACAAUGUGUGGAUUAUUAUAGUAGGGAUAAUAUUCAACGUUUUUGCUUCCAGGUACCGAAACCAGUGGUGGCAGAGGUAUUAUUACAUACUUUCUGCUGCAUUGGAUGCUGGUUUGGCCUUCAUGGCGGUUUUGCUCUAUUUCUGCGUUGAAGAUACAGGUGUGACUUGGUGGGGUACCGACGGGGAACAUUCUCAAUUGGCGACUUGCCCAACAGCUCAAGGCAUCAAUGUAGAUGCUUUUUUGAUACUUCCUUCUGAAGCAAAAAUAGCCUUUAAUUUCACUAGUUUCAACCCAAAUAUUCAUGAGUUGAAGUAUUUUGGAGAUGCUGGGGCUUCUAGUCCGUCGAUUCAGCUAACCCGAAAUCAGCAGGACAGGUUUCUUCACUGGAGUAACGGUAGAGUCACAUAUGAAAAACUGUUUCGUCUUUGGGACAAGAAAUCAGGGGAGCUAGCUGACUUCACAACCAAGUUUACCUUCACUAUAAAUUCGGGGAAUCUGCCUGUGUAUGGUGAUGGAAUAGCAUUCUUUCUUGCACCGGAAGGGCUUGAACUUCCAUCUAAGAAAGAAGGUGGCGGUAUUGGUCUUGUAGGAAGUAGUCAGAUGCUCAACUCAACUUUGAACCCGUUUGUAGCAGUAGAGUUCGAUACAUUUAAGGAUGAUUGGGACCCAGUUGGAGAUCAUGUAGGCAUCAACAUCAAUUCCAUGGUAUCCGUAAAAAACUUGACAUGGUCAAGUCGUACUUCUUUUGGGGAAAAAAACAUAGCAAGGGUAAGUUACAACUCUAGUGCACAAAAGCUAAGUGUUUCCUUUACUGGUUUUAAUGAUGAAGGGAAGUGGUUUACACAAAAACUUAACACACAAGUUGACCUAAGAAGGUAUUUGCCAGAAAAUGUUAGCAUAGGAUUUUCAGCCUCAACUGGUGAGUAUUUUGAGAUUCAUACUCUUCAUUCUUGGGAGUUUAGUUCAGUUUUACCAAUUGAUGAAAAGAUCACCGGCCCAAUUGGUUUAGAGAUUGGUACAAAUGCUUCAGCACCCACGCCAUCAGAGGCUGAGAUGGUUUCAGCUCCUGAACAUGGACGAAGACUGAAGGUAGUAUUGGGUGUUGGUCUUGGUUUAGGUCUCUCGGCAUGUGUGUUUAUCAGUGGGUUUUUCAUGUUCGGUUUUUUGAAGAAGAGAAGGAUUGUAAACCGAAAUAAAAAUGAUGAGAACCCUCCUAGUGGUACAGAAGAAUUUGAGAUUGGGACGGGGCCAAAAAAGUUCUCAUACAAGGCACUAGCCCUUGCAACAAAGAACUUUUCGGAAGGAGAGAAGAUAGGACAGGGAGGGUUUGGCGGUGUUUAUAAAGGCUUCUUAAAAGAAAUUAAUUCCUAUGUGGCUGUCAAAAAGGUCUCCAGUGGAUCCAAACAGGGAAUAAAGGAGUAUGCAGCUGAAGUGAAGACCAUCAGCCGACUAAGACACAGGAACUUGGUGCAGCUCAUUGGUUGGUGCCAUGAAGGUAAAGAACUCCUACUUGUUUACGAGUUCAUGUCUAAUGGAAGCUUGGAUUUCCACCUCUUUAAAGGAGGUUCCUUGUUGAUUUGGCCCGUGAGGUAUAAUAUUGCUCGAGGAUUGGCCUCAGCAUUGCUUUAUCUCCAAGAAGAAUGGGAACAAUGCGUUUUGCAUCGAGACAUCAAAUCGAGCAACAUUAUGCUUGACACCGGUUUUAACGCCAAGCUUGGGGAUUUUGGUUUAGCAAGGCUUGUUGACCAUGAAAAAGGGUCCCAAACGACGAUAUUGGCAGGCACAAUGGGUUAUAUGGCUCCUGAAUGUAUCCUGACUGGCAAGGUUGGAAAAGUAUCAGAUGUCUAUAGUUUCGGGGUUGUAGCUUUAGAAAUAGCAAGUGGUAAGAAACCACUUGACCCCAUGGCUACAGAUGGUCAUAUCAGAUUGGUUGACCUCGUUUGGGACCUCUACGGAAAAGGAACGCUUAUUCAAGCAGCCGAUUCAAAACUUGAUGCCGAUUUUGAUGUGGCAGAGAUGGAACGCUUGAUCAUUGUGGGACUUUGGUGUGCCCAUCCAGAUCCCAACCUUCGUCCUACUAUAAAGCAAGCAAUCCAAGUUCUUAACUUUGAAGCACCACUCCCCAACCUUCCAAAAACAACGCCAACUGCAGUUUUUGCAGCCAACCCCAUUAUAAUGUGGUCGUCGCCAUCCAUUGACCUAACAGGUUUUAGGAAAGACUAUUCCAUGUUUUCAAAUUCGAGUGAUGAAGCCAACUCUUCCAGGCUCACCAGUUCAUCUUCAGCAUCCUCAUCAACUUCCUUCAUCUGA